CCAAACGAAUUUAAGACUUCUACCAAGCAUGAACCACAGAGACAUUUUCCCUUUAUAAAACGUUAUAAGAUAGUGCAUGCUCAUCCCAUAUUCUAUCUUAACCUCAUCUUACACUCCACAGAAAAUUUGGAGAUGAGUUACUCUGAAACAAGGAAGCCACAUGCUGUGUUGGUUCCACUUCCAUUUCAAGGCCACAUCAAUCCUAUGUUCCAACUAGCCAAGUUGCUUCACCUUAGAGGCUUCCACAUAACCUUUGUCAACACUGAAAACAAUCACAAACUCUUGCUCCAAUCAAUGCCUCCCAAUGCUCUUGAUGGCCUCCAAGACUUUUGCUUUGAGACCAUCUCAGAUGGACGUGGUGAUAGUCAAGACAUAUUCUCUAUUUGUGAAUCAAUAAGAAAACACUUGCUCUUACCCUUUUGUGAACUUCUUGCUAGACUUAAUGAUUCUGCCACUAAGGGUCUUGUUCCUCCAGUUACUUGCUUGGUUUCUGAUUGGUCCAUGAGUUUCACCCUACAGGCUGCUGAACAACUUGCACUCCCUAUUGUUCUAUUACCAGCUGCCAGUGCAUGUUUGUUUUUGUCUGGUUUGCACUUUCAAACUCUUUUUGAUAAAGGUCUCAUACCACUCAAAGAUGAGAGUUGUUUGACAAAUGGGUAUUUGGACACAAAAGUGGACUGCAUUCCAGGUAUUAAAGACUUUAGACUGAAGGACCUGCCAGACUUUAUAAGGAUAACAGAUCCAAAUGACUUUAUGGUGAAUUUUCUUAUUGAAAACGCAAAUAAUGUGCCCAGGGCCUCUGCUAUUGUUUUAAAUAGUUUUGAUGAACUUGAGAGUGAUGUUUUGAAUGCUCUCUCCUCAAAGUUCCCUUCCCUCUACCCAAUUGGCCCUUUCUCUUCAUUUUUAAGUCAAAGUCCUCAGAAGAACCACUUGACAACUUUAGGUUCCAGUCUUUUGAAGGAAGAUAUUGAGUGUCUUGGAUGGCUUGAAUCCAAGGAACCAAAUUCUGUUGUUUAUGUGAAUUUUGGUAGCACCACAGUUAUGUCACAAGAAAAAUUUCUAGAGUUUGCUUGGGGUUUGGCCAACAGCAAGAGACCAUUUUUGUGGAUCAUUAGGCCUGACCUUGUCAUUGCUGGAUCAGUUAUGUUACCAUCUGAGUUUGUCAGUGAAACUUCAGAUAGAGGCCUAAUAACAGGCUGGUGUCCACAAGAACAAGUGCUGAACCACCCUGCAGUUGGUGGAUUCUUGACACACUGUGGAUGGAACUCAACAGUUGAAAGCAUUUGUGCUGGUGUGCCAAUGUUGUGUUGGCCUUUUUUUGCUGAUCAGCCAACAAACUGUAGGUAUAUUUGCAAUGAAUGGGACAUUGGGAUUGAAAUUGAUGCCAAUGUGAAGAGAGAGGAGGUGGAGAAACUGGUCAAUGAAUUGAUGGAGGGAGAGAAAGGAAAGAAGAUGAGAGAAAAGGUUAUGGAGUUGAAGAAGAAGGCAGAAGAGGACACUAGACCUGGUGGUCGUUCAUACAUGAACUUGGACAAAGUGAUUAGUGAUGUGUUGCUUAAAAAAAUGAGUAAAUAGUCACUUCAGAAUCUGGAAGAUGUAGACAUAUUAGUCCUUGAUAAGUUCUUGGAAGUGAAAAUUUACAUUCUCAUUAUAGUCCAAAACUAAAAUAAAAAUGUGAUUGUAAUGAUUUACAUUCGAUUAUAGUAUAAAACUAAAAUAAAAAUGUGAUUGUAAUGAUAAUAUUGAUAUAUGUUCAUAAAAAUGAAAGUUUUUUUUA
Cajanus cajan (pigeon pea) is the source of this 1777-nucleotide messenger RNA. RefSeq names its product 7-deoxyloganetin glucosyltransferase. Lineage: Eukaryota; Viridiplantae; Streptophyta; Magnoliopsida; Fabales; Fabaceae. The record is from RefSeq and is a predicted model, not a curated record. Gene Ontology annotation, molecular function: quercetin 7-O-glucosyltransferase activity; quercetin 3-O-glucosyltransferase activity.